UUAUUGCAGGUAAAAAUCAAUGUGGAGAUUUCCUUCUUUGAGAUCUACAAUGAGAAGAUACAUGAUUUACUGGCGUCCUGCAAGGAGAAAGGGGGAAAGAAACCUACGCUUAAAGUACGAGAACAUCCUGUCUUGGGCCCCUAUGUAGAAGGACUUUCUACAUAUGUUGUUAACUCAUUUGAAGAUGUUGAGGGAUGGAUAACACUAGGAAACAAAAACAGAGCGACAGCAGCGACAGGGAUGAAUGACAAGAGCAGUAGAUCUCACUCUGUGUUUACAUUGGUACUCACCCAGACUAGGGACUUAAUGUAUGAAACACAGACAGAAGAAAUAGAGGGCAUUCAACAUGAUCAUUCCAUCACUAGCAAAAUUAACCUGGUAGAUCUGGCCGGUAGUGAGAGGCAGUCACAGGCUCAGACCUCAGGGGAAAGACUCAGGGAAGGUGCUAAUAUAAACAAGUCCCUGCUGACCUUGGGAAAGGUUAUUUCCUCUCUAUCUGAGCAGUCCAUCAUGGGAUCCAAGAAGAAAAAGUUUUUUAUUCCAUACAGAGACUCUGUUCUUACCUGGCUCCUGAAAGAGAGUUUAGGAGGAAAUUCUAAAACUGCCAUGAUUGCCACCAUAAGCCCCUCCCACCUUCACAUAGAGGAAACCCUCAGUACACUUAGAUAUCCUUUGGCACCAUCUAUUUAUAGCAUAUCUAAAUUACUGCAGAAUGUUUUUAUCAGUGGAAUGCU
Messenger RNA from Saccostrea cuccullata (small rock oyster), 734 nucleotides. Its product is annotated as kinesin-like protein KIF14. The record is from RefSeq and is a predicted model, not a curated record. The transcript has 7 exons. The annotation marks the transcript as partial. NCBI's taxonomy places the organism in Eukaryota, Metazoa, Mollusca, Bivalvia, Ostreida, Ostreidae. Gene Ontology annotation, biological process: microtubule-based movement. Gene Ontology annotation, molecular function: microtubule binding; microtubule motor activity; ATP binding.